AUCAUCAUCACGACGACGACGACCGCGACGACGAUCGCGAACUCGCUCAAGACCCCUCUAGAGCUAUCACCGCGAUCGAUCGCCUCUAAUCCACCUGUCUGCCGACAAUCGAAACAACCACACGCACACACACAUACACACGAGCGCGUUCUCUAUAUUAGGGAGCUUCCUGGUUGUGCUUUAGUUGCUUUUUACAGCACUGGUGUGUUGCAGCAGGUGACGAGUGACGAGUGACUCUCGCCGGUAAAAGGAAGUCACAGGAAGCGACGGCAGCGGCAGUGGCGUCGACGGCGACAACAUGGUGCUCAGCGAAGGACAGUUGGCCCUCUGUACGGUGUUCACGCUUUGGUUAGGGGGUUUACCAUUGAUGUACUCUCCGGCACCGCGGGGAGAUUGUGAAAACUGUUGCCCGAUCCGGGAACCGAAGGAUAUACAGUUCUUCCUCUACACAAGGCACAACCCCGAAAAAGGGGACACACUGUUCGUGUCGGAUAAGAAGCAUCUCCGGGCGUCGCACCUGAACCGAACCAAUCCGCUCGUCAUCUAUAUGCACGGUUUCAGCGAACGGGCACCGGGUGGACCGGGCGAGAGUAGCAAACAGAUGAAGGAUGCGUUGCUGGCGGCCGACGACUACAAUGUGGUGCUGGUCGACUGGAGCCCCCUGACCGCGCUGCCCUGGUACGUGAACUCGGUACAGAAUGGACCGCGCGUUGGCCGGUACAUUGCCCGGUUCGUGCGCUUUCUCGUGAUGUCCGAGUUCCCGCUGGCCCAGGUCCAUCUGAUUGGGUUCAGCCUGGGGGCGGAGGUGGCCGGUUUCGCCGGCAAAACGCUCAACGAGUGGGGUCUCAAGCUGCCCCGCAUUACCGGUCUCGAUCCCGCCUUCCCGCUGUACGUGUUCGAGCGUGCCUCGCAGCGGCUCGGUCCCAAGGAUGCCGAGUUCGUCGACGUCAUCCACACGGACGGUGGUCUGCUCGGUUAUCCGUGGCCCCUGGGACACGUGGAUUUCUAUCCGAACGGUGGCAUACCGCUGCAGCCGGGCUGUGCCCAGCAGGAGCUGGCCAAAAACCGUUGGCUCGGAGUGUUUAUCGGUUGCAGCCAUGCCCGGGCCUGGCAGUACUUUGCCGAAUCGCUAACCCGGCCCCGAGCCUUCCUCUGUGAUCGCUGUGAACCGAGUGACGGGGAGGUCGUGGCGGCGGCGGCGGCUCGGAGUGGACCACGGGCAACACGCCAGACGGCCAACAACUGCACGAUGUCGAAGGAAGUGUUCAUGGGCAUGUACACCGAUCGGACACUGCGCGGUAAGUUCUACCUGUCGACGAACCCGCAACCACCGUUCGGUAAGCACACGGAUAACCGAGCAACCGCGACGACGACGACGACGACGGUGGCCACGGUCACGACGACGACGACCGUGCAAAGUUCCUCGUGAAGCAGCAGCAGCAGCAGCAGCAGGAGUAGCGGCAGAUGCUGCAAAAGAUGCCAAAAACUUAUAGGAAAAAUGGUGCCACAGCAGUCCCCGCCCCCGGGGACUAUGAAAUUCCCCGGGAUGGGGGGGGGGGGG
This is a messenger RNA of Anopheles darlingi, 1561 nucleotides long. Its product is annotated as phospholipase A1-like. Gene Ontology annotation, biological process: lipid metabolic process. The record is from RefSeq and is a predicted model, not a curated record. The coding region runs from base 299 to 1429 and encodes 376 amino acids. NCBI's taxonomy places the organism in Eukaryota, Metazoa, Arthropoda, Insecta, Diptera, Culicidae. The transcript is spliced from 5 exons. Gene Ontology annotation, molecular function: lipase activity.